Molecule: messenger RNA, 1013 nt
Organism: Cylicocyclus nassatus
Lineage: Eukaryota; Metazoa; Nematoda; Chromadorea; Rhabditida; Strongylidae
Source: the annotation of a GenBank genome assembly
GUAGUCGGACAGGUUUGCAAUUUGUCAAGAAGAUCUGGACUGCGUCCCUGUUUUCCCUGAUAAGCUCAAUCUGCCAAUCGGAUCCGCAGCUCUGUUAAGCUCAUCUAACUGUUUGAUUCAUUUCCAAUGGUGAAACCCCUUCGGAGUAGACUGUUUCCAGCAAAAUGUUCAAAGUAUUUGUGUAAUUGGGAAUGUCUCCUUUUCCAUCGCCUUCCGAAAAUGUAGCUGUUACAGCCAUCAUUGUCAUGAUGUGCGUACUUGGAAUAAUUUCAAAUUCUCUUGCUAUCAUCUCUGUACAAUGUAAGACAGUACGACAGAACCCUUUCUGCAUACUGUGUUCCUCCCAUGCCUCUGCCGGCUUGGGAGUCCUGCUUGUUUAUCUAUCCUGGGUCGCGCCUUCGACGCUGUGGCAAAAUGAAACAAGCUACCGAAUUAUCGGUAAAAUUGUGGGACAUUUGAGCACGGUUUUUUGGUACGCAACUGUCUACUCACACAUGGCUAUUUCAAUCAAUCGUUUAAUAGCAAUUACAUGGCCGUUAAAAGCAGGCGACAUUUUGACAAAUCAGAAGUCACUCUGUAUGGUGCUUUUUAUUUGGUGCAUUAGUUUCUGUCACACCAUUUCAAAUUUCUGGAGUUCCUGCUAUGUAUAUUACUCGGCCAGCAGUUGGGAGUGGAAAUUUGCCAGUUCUAAUUGUGGAAUAGCUAUCUCUUACAUCGCUAGGUUCAACGUGUUGAUUGUAACUAUCACAUUCCUUUUCGAUGCUGUUGUUAUUAUAAAAUUCAAAAAAAUGAAUAAGAUAAUGAGCUCCCAGAGUAUAGGUGUGCUUCCGCUCAAUAGUAUUCAAAGGAGGCAGCGCAUGGAAAUUAGAUUGUAUAAACAGGCAUGCAUUAGGCUCAUCUCAGCAAAGCUGCAGACUUAUUUCAAGUUUAUCAUAUUGAUGUUCCAUUUUCAUCGUUCUACACUGUGGACGAUGUAUGGAAAGUUUGUGACCAUUCUCUGUAGCUGUGCAUAA